AUAAGUCAUAACCAAAACUCCAAAAAAAAAAAAAAAAAAAAAAAACUCAAAUUGCUUCUUCUCCUUCAAUGGCAACGACGACGAGAAAAAGCUACUACCAACGGCCGAGUCAUCGCUUCCUUCCAACAGAUCGGACUUACCAUAUCACCGGAGAUUCAGAAUUCGAGUUCGACGAGUCCGAUCUAUACUCUACCCGCUCCGAUUCGCCUGAUUUUCGUCGGAAACUCAUCACAUCAAACCGUAGAUCAUCUCCGGCAACCGUAACAACCACGACGGUAGCUUCUUCACUUCCGAUGAACGUACCGGACUGGUCUAAGAUUCUCGGGAAGGAAAAUCGUCACAUCCGUCGGAAAAGCAUCGAUAACGAUGAUGACGGAGACGGUGGAAAAUUGCCACCGCAUGAGUAUUUGGCGAAGACGAGAAUGGCUUCGUUCUCUGUGCAUGAAGGAAUUGGGAGGACAUUGAAAGGAAGAGAUAUGAGUAGGGUUCGAAAUGCAAUUUUGGAAAAGACUGGGUUUUUAGAUUAAUUUCUUAAAAGUAUAAGGUUCUCUUUUUGGGGGUUUUAGUUUUUUCUUAUAUAAUAACAAUUUUUACUAAAU
Arabidopsis arenosa is the source of this 599-nucleotide messenger RNA. Lineage: Eukaryota; Viridiplantae; Streptophyta; Magnoliopsida; Brassicales; Brassicaceae. The record is from the annotation of a GenBank genome assembly.